Molecule: messenger RNA, 3856 nt
Organism: Paralichthys olivaceus (Japanese flounder)
Lineage: Eukaryota; Metazoa; Chordata; Actinopteri; Pleuronectiformes; Paralichthyidae
Source: RefSeq, a predicted model, not a curated record
CCCCCGCCAGGUGGCGGUGUUUUUCUGUUUGUAAGCUAGGCUACGUGCAGGCGCCUCUCUGAGCGCACAGCAGCGGGACCUGAUCAUUCAACCCUGGUGUGGAGGCAGAGACACUGUGGACUGGACCAUCUGGUUUUUUUUAAAGGAAUGCGCCUCCUGGAUUUUAAUCAACGCUUAAGUUGCCAAUGCUUCCUCUGAAUGCGAUGGGCUGGUGUGCAGUUUGAACUCCGAGGACACCGAGGCAUGCCGAGGGCCAGCAUGACAGCGGUACGAGGAGCCCACUCACCCGGUGUCUCACCGAAACAGAACGGACACACGGCGCCGAGCCCCGCGCAGCCCGGCGCCAACUUUCCCGAUCUCCCAGCGGGGAGCGCACCCGAAGACGCCCCGGUGUCUUCCACCGGCGAGCUGACCCAGACCUGGGUCCACUUCGCCAAGACGUUCGUUCUGAUCUUCCCCAUCUACGCCCUGGGCUAUUUCGAGUUCAGCUUCAGUUGGCUGCUGAUUGGACUUGUUGUGUUUUUCUGGUGGAGGAGGAACACAGGGGGGAAGCUCAGCAGACUCAGCCGGGCUCUGGCUUUCUUCGAGCAGGAGGAGAGAGGAGCCAAGCGGAGUCUGACGACCUCUGAUUUACCACCAUGGGUGCACUUCCCAGACGUGGAGCGAGUGGAGUGGCUCAACAAGACAGUGAAACAGAUGUGGCCCUACAUCUGCCAGUUUGUGGAGAAGCUGUUCCUCGAGACGAUCGAGCCGGCAGUGAAGGAGUCCAACGCCCACCUCAGCACCUUGUGCUUCAGCAAAAUCGACAUAGGAGAAAAACCACUGAGGGUCAACGGGGUCAAGGUUUAUACAGAGAAUGUGGAUAAGCGACAGAUCAUCAUGGAUCUACAGAUAAGCUUUGUUGGUAACACGGAGAUUGAUGUGGACAUCAAACGUUACUACUGCAAAGCUGGAAUCAAGAGCAUCCAGAUCCACGGCGUGUUGAGAGUGGUCAUGGAGCCGUUGAUUGGCGACAUGCCUCUUGUCGGAGCUCUGUCUCUGUUCUUCCUCAAGAAGCCACUUCUGGACAUAAACUGGACCGGCCUCACUAAUCUACUGGACAUUCCAGGGCUCAAUGGCCUCUCUGACAGUCUCAUUCAAGAUAUAAUCUACAGUUAUUUAGUUUUACCCAACCGUGUCACCAUCCCUCUGGUCGGGGAUGUGGAACUCGCCAAGCUGCGCUUCCCUAUGCCAAAGGGAGUCCUGAGGAUCCACUUCUUGGAGGCUCAGGAUCUGGAAGGGAAGGAUAAAUUUCUGGGAGGGCUGAUCAAGGGCAAAUCCGACCCUUACGGCAUCGUGCAUAUUGGCAACCAGCAGUUCCGGAGCAAAACGGUCAAGGAGAGCCUCCAUCCCAAAUGGAAUGAAGUUUACGAGGCACUGGUUUACGAGUACUCAGGUCAACAUCUUGAGAUCGAGCUGUUUGAUGAAGAUCCGGACAAAGACGACUUCCUGGGAAGCCUCAUGAUCGAUAUGACUGAGCUACACAAAGAACAGAAGGUUGAUGAGUGGUUUGACCUGGAAGAAGCUCCCACGGGGAAGCUCCACUUAAAACUGGAGUGGCUGUCUCUGCUCUCCACUACUGAGAAGUUGGACCAGGUGUUGCGGAGUGUGCGGGCAGACAGAAGCCUGGCCAAUGACGGGCUGUCGUCAGCACUGCUGGUGGUCUAUCUGGACUCAGCAAAGAACCUCCCAAGUGUUUAUCAAGAUGGACGACUUGCCAGCUGCCUAAAAGUGAAGCCAAAUCAUCUGGAUCGCCCUCUGGUGGCAGGUUGCAGUUCAGGUCAUAAACUCCGCCUCCUCCAUCAGGCUGGGAAGAAGAGCAGCUCCGAGCCCAGCCCAUACGUCCAGUUCACUGUUGGACACAAGUCACAGGAGAGUAAGAUCCGCUACAAGACCAAGGAGCCUCUGUGGGAAGAUUGUCUCUCAUUCCUCGUCCACAAUCCCAGGAGGCAGGAGCUGGAAGUGGAGGUAAAGGAUGACAAGCACAAAUGCACGCUGGGUAACUUGACGGUGCCUUUGAGCAGCCUCUUGGUGGAGGAGGACAUGACGCUGACUCAGUGCUUUCCUCUCAAGAACUCGGGGCCCAGCUCCACCAUCAAACUGAAAAUGGCUCUAAGGAUCCUGUCCCUUGAGAAACAGGUUUCCUCCGACCAGCCGUCCUCCGUUCGGGUGAGGAAAUCCAGCGUGCCGCUGCCACAGCCACAGCCGACCACGGCCCCCAUCCAAAGACGCUCGACCUCAGACUCCCCGCUGCCUCCGCCCACACCUCCCCCACCCCCUGUGAACACUUCCACCCUCACCCUGCAGCACAGGGACGGCGAGCCGUACGCCGCCAGCCCUCGUCGCAGCGUCUCCAACCUGAGCACCUGCAUGUCGAGUUCCCAGAAACACCUGCCUCACAACGAGUCCACACCGAGCCUGGCCUCGGAUAUCUCUCUGCCCUUCGCCACGUUGGAGCUGCAGCAACGGCUUCGUCAGCUGCAGAACGGCUCGGCCGUUGGCCAGCACCCCCUGGGUGAGGUCCAGCUGACUGUUCAACACAACUCCCAGAGGAACAAGCUCAUUGUGGUGGUGCACGCCUCCCGUAAUCUGAUAGCCUUCACCAAAGAUGGCUCCGAUCCCUUCAUCCGGCUAUAUCUGCUGCCUGACAAGAGCCGGACUGGGAGGAGGAAGACCAGCACAAUGAAGAGGACCCUUAACCCUGUUUACGAUCAAACGUUUGAGUUUAGUGUAUCUAUGGUGGAGCUGCACAAGAGAACUCUGGAUGUCGCAGUGAAGAACGGAGGAAGCAUCCUGUCCAAACACAAAGGGCUCUUAGGAAAGGUGUUGGUAGAUUUAGGUGGGGAGGAUGUAGCAAGAGGAUGGAAGCAAUGGUAUAGUUUAAGUGAAGACGGAUCAUCAUCUCAAGUCAUAACAAGCAUUCAAGACCCUCUCCUCACAUUGUGAAACCAUGUUUCUGCUGUAGUGUAGUGAUCUUGUUAAUCCAAGGGCACAUUAUUUUUAUUUUUCAUAUAAUUUACAGGAUGUUUUUUCAGCAUGUUUGUUUAUGAACAUUCUCUAUAAAUAUUUCAUGAGUGAUGAUUUGAAGAUAUUUUCACAUAUUGUAAUGAAACUCACAAACUGACACGCCUCUAUUGUCAGUGUUUUAUGUAAAUAUAACGUUGCUAAUACAGUUACAAGGACUGGCAGGGGUUUUCAUAACGUUAUGUUUCCUUAAAGGAAAUGAUGUGGAAAUCCGUCAAAACUGUUUUUGCUUUUUGUCCGUAGUUUUAUUUAAAUGGGACAAAUUUGUCGUGUGAGAAAACUCUUUCCAAAGGAACAGAAUCAAUCACAAAAGUAGCAGUUUUGACUUUUAUAUAUAUUUUUUGUCAUGAAGUGUUAUUUGAUUGUUUAUCUCUUAUCCGUCUUUAUGCUUGAUUACAAACAUGGAAUGCAGAUAUGCAAAGAAUUAAAAAAAAAAAAAAGAUUGCUCUGUGUAUUUUAAGAGGACUUUGUGCAAUACUGUUUGUUUGAGAUAUACUGAGGAGCUGGUGGCAUCUUAGGGCUAUGAACAAGUUCUGUAUAAUACGAAUGAAGGAUACUUGAAAAAUACUUUGAUUGUUGUUCAAACAAAAUGAGCAAACUGAGACAAUGAUUUUCAUUUUCUGAGCCGGGCUGACUGAUGUUAAUGUUUUGCCACGCAGUUGUAACUGUUUGUUGGAGCUUUUAAAUCUUUUCUUGUUCUCUAUCCUGUGCCUUAAAAACCCACUAUGUAAUUUAUUGGCCUUCUUAAUUUCAUUAUUCUGAAUGACUGGUGCCUCAUGGCUUUUGAAGAAUA